Messenger RNA from Nematolebias whitei (Rio pearlfish), 1102 nucleotides. It is a transcript of the gene srrd, whose product is annotated as SRR1 domain containing. The coding region runs from base 136 to 1038 and encodes 300 amino acids. The transcript has 6 exons. Gene Ontology annotation, cellular component: cytoplasm; nucleus. The record is from RefSeq and is a predicted model, not a curated record. Lineage: Eukaryota; Metazoa; Chordata; Actinopteri; Cyprinodontiformes; Rivulidae. Gene Ontology annotation, biological process: microtubule-based process.
GUGUCGCAUUUAAACACGUCCCAUGUGUUUCCGUGUGUCAGUAUCUAAAAGCGCCUUAAAUUAAAUGGUAACUUUUGUAAUAAGAUAUGUUAAUGUCAUUUCGGAUUAGAAUUGGACACUUGAUAGUUCGCAUAAAUGUCGGACACCACAGAGGAAUGGAAGGUAGCUCGGCGGCGAAAAGGUGCCCCAAGGAAACUUAAAUCUCAUGCGGUUUCUUCAUCAUCAUCAUCCUUCCACCAGGAGGAGGUUAUAGAUGUCGGUAAACUUACCAAAAGAAUCAGAGACACGGUGUCUGAACUAAGAUGCGAAGAGUUUUGGUUACAGUGGAAAAAGCAGCUGCUCCUGGCAGCAUCAGGACCAGGACCUCCUGAGAGCCUUGACACCAAAGACCAUUUGAAUAAGAACCGUGAAGACUGUCAACAGUUGGAGUGUGUGUGUUAUGGACUGGGAUCCUUCUCGUCCUCUGUCUCAGCUCGGUACCAGCUUGCCAUGUUGUUGCUGCUUCUGGAUGCUGGACAGAUUCCACUUCAGGACUGCUCUGUUUUUGAUCCUGCAUUCUCCUCGUCUGAGAGGGACAUUUUGAAAGAGCUAGGCUUGACUGUACUCACAGAAAACGAGGAGGGGAAGCGUCAGGCCAGUAAGCCCACCCUGUUUUAUUUAAUGCACUGUGGGAAAGCCCUAUACAACAACCUUCUGUGGAAGAACUGGAGUGCACAGUGUUUGACCCAGGUGAUGAUCAUUGGAAAUAGCUUCAACGGCAUAAGGGAGAGGACCAUUGAGAGGGAGCUGAAGCGAGACUACAGGUACAUCAGUGAGGCUGUGGGUUUAUGUGAGGAGAGACCACUGCCCUGUCCUUCUCAUCUGUUAGAUGUCUUCAGUGACACAGCAGUUAUCACUUUUCCCCCCGACAGCCUGAACAGACUCCCAUGGAUUUCUUGGGCUGAGCCACCCGAGCCUGAGUACUCACACUGCUCAGAUUUGGAGAUAAUCCUGAAACAAGCAUCUCUCAUAGAAGCUCCUGAAAAUGACGAUAAAUAACAGUGGACUUUUUUUUAUUUUUAACUCAACAUAAUGUUUGCAUUUGUUUAAAUAAAUUAACUAU